AUGGUACUGGAUAUUGAUGAAGUUAAACGCUUCAACAGUGAGCAUAUAUCAGAAAACGACGAAGAUGAUAAUACAUUUCAUGGAAAUCAAGAAAGUAUUACACUUAUAUGGUUUGAUAAAAGUAUCGAUUUAAAUUCGAAAGAUAUUCAAUUAACAAAAACUAUGUUAAAAGAAAUUAAUGAUUAUAUUAUAUUAUUUACUAAUAUUGAUGUCUGUAUACAAUAUAUUGAAUCAAUAAAAUCAGAGAUAAUAUUUCUGAUUGUAUCCGGAAGUGAUGCACAUAAUCUAUUGUCAAAAAUACAUAAUCUUCGUCAAAUUGAUAGCAUCUUCAUAUUUUGCAUGGAUAAAUUAAAAUAUGAUAAAUCAUUGAUUGGAAAAGGUGAUUAUUAUAAAAUAAUUGAUAUCUUCACUGAGCAAAGCAGCCUAAUUAAAAGUAUUCAACGUACUAUUCAAUUAGUUGAAAGACAAAUGGAUAUUUUUAGUUUAUAUAGUCAAAAUCAAAAAUCGAUACGAAAUUUAACGAAAGAAUCUGCAUCAUUCAUAUGGCAUCAACUUUUAAAGGAGGUUCUACAAAAAAUGCCAAGUGGGGAUAAAAAUGCAAAACAAGAAAUGAUCGAAAAAUGUCGUCUAUAUUAUCGCGGUAACAAAAAAGAAUUAAAAAAUAUUGAUGAUUUUGAUAAAAAUUAUUCUGUUAAUAAUGCAAUCAAAUGGUAUACAAAAGAUAGUUUUCUAUUUAAAUUAAUAAAUAAAGCUUUACGAACAGAAGAUGUUGCAGCAUUAUAUACAUUUCGUUUUUAUCUAAUUGAUUUAUGUUCUCAGUUAGUGAUUAAUCAUGAAAUGGUAUUAGAUUGUGGUAAGCCAUUAAAACUUUAUCGCGGAAUAAGACAUUCAAAAGAUGAAAUUGAGCGUUUAAAAGAUAGUAUUGGUCAUUUAAUAUUAACAAAUGGAUUUCUUUCCACAAAUGAUAAUAUAGAAGUAGCUGAGAUGUAUGCUGGAAUUACAGAUAUGAAUCCUAAUGGUAACAGAAAUGAUUUUGAACCAGUUAUUUUUGAAAUUGAUUAUGAUACAAAUAAACACUCAACGGCCAUAAUAGCUAAUAUUUCGUGUUAUAGUCAAUUUCGAGAUGAACAAGAGUUUUUAUUUGAUCUUGGAACAGUUUUUCAAAUAGAAGAAUUUCUUAUAAACAAGAGCGAAAAUGCUGGGUAUGCAAAAUGA
This is a messenger RNA of Adineta steineri, 1215 nucleotides long. NCBI's taxonomy places the organism in Eukaryota, Metazoa, Rotifera, Eurotatoria, Adinetida, Adinetidae. The record is from the annotation of a GenBank genome assembly.